AUGAUAUACUUGACAAAUGUGAAUAAGGACGAUGAACCGACCACGCAGGUUUGGCUGAACGACACUCACGCCCAUCACUGUAAUAGAUUGAGGAGAACUGACGGACAGAUUUUCAAACCUAAAUUUGAAAAAGAAGACACUAUUUAUACGUUUGAACCGCAACUUUGCAGAUAUGUAUUCUAUCGUCACUGGAAGGAGAGUGUCGUGAAAGGCAUCGACACCUAUAGGUUUCGAGUGCCGCCCGAAUACUUUCACAGUCCGCUCGUUAACAGCGAUAACGCGUGUUAUUGUAACCGAAAUAUAACGCUAUGCGACCGAAAUGGUGUGUUAGAUAUUUCUCACUGUCAAUACCAAACACUCGGCGCACCCCUUAUAAUGUCUAAUCCCUAUUGGAAUAAUGGCGAUCGCAGUCUUCGCAAACAGUUUAAGUCAGAGCUAAUGGCGCGCAACGAAUUGAAUGAUGAGAAUUAUGGCACUUAUCUCGAUAUUGAACCGGCUGAGGGCCUUAGCCCUCAGCUAACUAUACAAUUCAGACUUUAA
Molecule: messenger RNA, 540 nt
Organism: Medioppia subpectinata
Lineage: Eukaryota; Metazoa; Arthropoda; Arachnida; Sarcoptiformes; Oppiidae
Source: the annotation of a GenBank genome assembly